Aspergillus bombycis is the source of this 2160-nucleotide messenger RNA. RefSeq lists its product as uncharacterized. NCBI's taxonomy places the organism in Eukaryota, Fungi, Ascomycota, Eurotiomycetes, Eurotiales, Aspergillaceae. Bases 1 to 2160 code for a protein of 719 amino acids. The record is from RefSeq and is a predicted model, not a curated record. The transcript has 4 exons. Gene Ontology annotation, molecular function: transcription cis-regulatory region binding; DNA-binding transcription factor activity. Gene Ontology annotation, cellular component: nucleus. Gene Ontology annotation, biological process: positive regulation of transcription by RNA polymerase II.
AUGAAUAAGAACCCCGGCGACCCUACCAGUGGGCGGGGCACGCUGAAAGGUUUCUACUCGUACAAGAACACCUUUGAUGAAGAUAGUGUCUGGCUGGAUAUUCCGAAACAUGUGAUCUUUGUCGACAACUCGGAUCCGUAUGUGGAAGACCUUGAAGCGGCCUUGGGAGAGUCCGAAGCGGCUAUCCUCGCCGCGAAUGCGCAGAAUCGAGAUUGGAACGCUCAGCGGACCAUGCCUUUGGACGCGGAGACUCAGGGUUUAAAAGCUCUAUCGGCGGCAGCGGUCCACAACCAACUACCGUAUACCCCUUUAAAUAUGGACCAACAGCCUUUACCCACCCCCGACAGUGGCGUAGCGUUCAAUGCGGUUCCAGCCACGGCCGUGACCACUGGCCCUUCGCCGAACCCGACAUGUAAUGCGAUACCCGGCCAACCAUCUCCGCCGGUUUCGAUUUCGCCCUCUAACAGCACGAAUAAUAAUAUCAACUUCCUGCUUAAUCCCUCUCAAUCUCUUUCUCCACAAACGGACCCUAAUUUACAGUAUGCAACGGCACGGAGAAGCUCUUCGCUGACCGCGAGGUCGGUAGCGUCGCGAGGUGCGAGUGCCGCUGAAUCCAAGCCGGACGGACCGGUGGAAACCGACCGUGAAAUUAUGUUUCUCUUGCGGCAUUUCUCCGAGUCGCCGGGGCUCUGGAUGGAUUUAUUCGACCUUGGGACAUAUUUCGCAUCAUACGUGCCGGCCAAAGCACGGUCCAAUCCCCUGCUGCGAUACGCUGCGUGUGCGUACGCCGCGAAGCAGCUGGGCCGGGUCAAAGGCGCGAGGCCCCCUACCGGUGAAUUUGCCUCAACUCAGUCUCUCAUGCGACGAGGACCGGACGCGAAGAACGUAGACUGGAUCUGGCAUGGCGCGAAGUAUUAUGAAAAAGCCAUUCAGCUGCUGAUGAAGGAGUUGCAGCCCGACAAAGGCCCCGCGCCACUCAGCACCCCGGAGGCAUUUGGCCAGUGGCAGGCGGCAGAAUUGUCGGAGGGUAAUGGCCCUAACAACCCGCGAAAGCGCCGAAGGCGUUACUCGGAGAGUCGAUUUUCGAAUGGGGUCCACUCGGAUGAAGUUCUUGCGGCGACGGCCAUCUUGUCCGUAUAUGAAUUUCUGGAUGCCACCGGCCCGGCAUGGAAUCGACACUUGAGUGGCGUUAAAUCUUUGUUGGAUGUGGCCGAGGUUGGAAUGAUGCCCCUUGAGCAACACCCUUCACCCGGCGACGCUCUGCCACAGCCGUUGAAGAGACCCGGUCUUUCCAAGGCCCGAAGGGCCACCUUCUGGAACUUUGCCCGGCAAGAUUACCUGGCUGCCUUCAUCAAUGAGUGUAACACCAGGCUGAAUACCGAUGACCUGGUACUCUGGACUGAAGCUGGUCUUCAGAUAGACAACAUGGGCUUCGUAGUCCCUAGUAAUUCAAACGCCGCUGGUUAUCCUGAAGGCGAUGACGCUAUGAAAGAAGACCUCAUCGGAAAUGGCCUCAUAUGGAUUCUUUCCAAGAUCAUCAAUUUCAUCAGCUCGGGGGACAACCUGCAGUUGGGGAGCGGUCCAGUUAAUACCGGGCCUCUGGGUAUUUCGCAGCAGGUUUUACUUGAGCGGUGGUAUCGCUUGGAAACCGAGCUUGACGUUUGGUACAACGGUCUCCCGGAUACCUUCCGGCCCUGCGCACGGCUGGAGCACCCUUUGCAGAAAGACGGCGACGGUGAUGGUGACGGAUCUGCUUUGUCCGAGAUCUGGUACAGCAUUCCCGUAUGCUCGUCAGCUAUGCAGCAUUACCACAUGGCCCGUAUCUUGCUUCUGAUCAACAAACCGCAUGAGUCGACCAGUAGACGGAGUACGAUCACCAAUCGACUCAAUUCGUAUCGUUCCAUUGAGAGUGAGAUCCGAUUUCAUAGUCGUGAGAUUGUAGGUAUCUCGAUGGCUCACCCAGAAGGCUCGGUCCGAAUCAACUCGCUCCAGCCAUUGUUCGUGAGCGGUCAAUGUCUCACCGAGCCUCGGGAACGUGAGAUGGUGUUGCAACUGCUGCGCGGCAUAGAGUUUGAUCUUGGCUGGGCCACUGAGUAUCGCGUAAAGCAAUUGUUGCGGGAGUGGGGCUGGGAAGGCCAAGCCAAGGUCAGCGUGUCUUGA